Messenger RNA from Monomorium pharaonis (pharaoh ant), 6798 nucleotides. RefSeq names its product protein FAM135A. The transcript has 17 exons. Lineage: Eukaryota; Metazoa; Arthropoda; Insecta; Hymenoptera; Formicidae. The record is from RefSeq and is a predicted model, not a curated record. The coding region runs from base 638 to 5233 and encodes 1531 amino acids.
AUAUCAGGCGUCUACCGCUACUGCCGUUAGUCGCUCGUUGUGGCUGCGGCAACGAGCACGACGACGACGACAGCUAUACGACGACGGCGGUAGCGACGGUGACGGUUCAUGGUGGCAGUGGUUGUGGUGGUGGUCGGCGACGACGACGGGGACGACGACGGAGGGUAGUGCUGCGCCCCUGCGAUCGGCGGCGGGACGGAAGGAAAGUGGUAACCCCGGAGGUUACGAGGCCAGGGGAGAAAGUGGGUGUUGCCUGAGCGACGGCGACAACGGGGGGAGAAUCGCCCGGGUCCUCGCGGGACGUCGCCGCCGGAAGCUGUCCGGGCUGUUUCAUGCGGGGAAAGCGAGGGUGGUGAGGCGACCGGAAGGAUGCUCGUCGGUCGCCGCUCGUCAUCCCGGAGUCGAUGCCAGCCUGUCGCUGGCCUCCUUCCUACCGUCGAUGACCUCUCGUGCCUCAGGACCUUUGGCGCUGAGAUUCCUCUUCAAGAUGGCUGGAGCGAAUCGAGAGGUUCGACAAGGACCUGAAAAUUUCGUGCUCGCAAGUCGUCGUGUUGGACGACGCCAGUCUUCUUGCGGUUAAGGGGCUGUGCCAAGGUAGCACGGGACGGGGGUGGUUCCUUCCAUCGCGAGGAUCGAGAUGAGCGAUCUACAGGCCACCCUCGAGUUCUCCCUCGAGCUCUGCAAGUUCUACAAUGUCGAUCUCUUUCAGCGCGGAUAUUAUCAGAUACGAACUGCUCUUAGAGUAUCACCGAAGUUGCCAGUCAAGGUGGAAGUCAAUCAGCCACCAAAUCACUCCCUGGAGGCGCCGGGCACGAGUAAGCGCUUUCAGAUCCUCUACAGGAACGAGGAGGUGACACUCGGCACUUCCGUACUAUUCCGGGCGCAUGUGCUCGUGCACAGUCACAAGAUUGAGGAGGCCCUGUCGCGCACCCACUUUAAUCUAGGCGUCGAGCUAUGGUUCAGCGAGCCGACGCAGCCGGGCAACAUGGCUUGCGUGUCCUCGAGGGCACUGCAGUUGAAUUUCACACCUACGAAGGGCCUUCACUAUCAUCUGCCGGUGCUCUUCGAUUACUUUCAUCUCGCCGCGGUGUCCAUUACGAUCCACGCCUGCCUCGUGGCACUUCAUCAGCCCUACAUCAAGAAGAGCAUACUGCACGUAGUGCAGAGUUGUGCGCCACGAAGCGGAAAACCCUGGCUGCAAUUUAAGCAGGCGAACGGCGACAGCAACGCGGCGACCUUCGGAAACAUCGAGACCACUACGAGAUGCGUUGGAUCGACGACGAGGAUACAGCACGCGAGACUGGCCCAGCAAGAGGUCACGAGACUGCUUCUAGCUUCGAGGGAGUCUUUGCUGAACGAUCUGUCCGACUUGGCACGGCUCCUCCCUUCUUGGCAACAAAGGGCGCUCGAGCUCGCACAGAACACGCACAAAGAGAUUACGAAGUUGAUAGACACUGAGGAGGCUGACAUAGCCCAACUCUGCGCACAAAAUAUCGUUCUUUGGCAGCAUUUCCUCGAAGCGUUCUCCGGUAGAGAAGCGGUUCAUCAGCAUUUAGCACGAAUUCAUCAUCAAUUAAGAGUGAAGCGAUUCGCGGAGGGUUUCUUCGUAUUAGAGAACCCGAAAACAUCGGCAGCUGGCUGUUACGACGCGAAUUAUCAGUCUUAUCAAGCGGUAAGCGAGGCUGCUCGAAGAUCGCGUUAUCUGGCGUCGUUGCCACCGUUACCUGUCCACUGUCCGGAAGUGGACGGCGAUUUACAUUCGUUGCCUUUGAUUUUUGAGGAUCAAUACGCUGACAUGCAGCAAAGACACAGAAACAGCGUUCCCAACAUGGACGACUGCAGCUGUGGCAUAGCCGCGCUCAUAGAUUCGCGCUCCAUGGCCAUCUGGUCGCCCAGAAGCGAAGGCGCAGCUCAGGACAUCGGAUCGAUCCAGGCUCGUCUCAUACUAACGCCUUCCACGCUGCCGGCGAGACACAGCAAGUCGCUCGAUCAGCUGGGUCCCGAGCUGGCGGCACCUGUGCAGCCCAAAACAUCGCCGAAGACUUUACCCAGGUCUGUGUCGACCCAAUUGUUCUCGCGGGGGCUGCGUGGCGGCGGUCGAAAUGUCACGCCACCCGCGACUGUUCCUUCCAGGGGGAAAGCCAGGUCGACUGUGCCGUCCAUUAGCACCCUCUUCCCGCCCUCGGGUCAGCAGGCUUGUUCCGCGCCAAACCCAUCUCUCGGCUCGACACCGGUGAUACCCCUGCCUCGGGCCAAGUCCACGCAAAUGUUGAUGCAGCAACAACAGUCCGACUACCAAUCCUCUUCCAUUAGUUCACUGCUGGCGGUGAUGUUUCCCGAGUUGCCGCCCGGUACACAUCUGCCCGGUUAUCGACCUUCGUCUAAAUCCUGCGACCAGAAUCUUGCUGUGCCAACGUACGUGGGUGCUCUGGACCUCAGUCAAUUGCCCGAUUGCUUAACGGAAAGCAAGUCGGCAAACACGGUGGAAGACUACCAUUCUCUCGAUACAAGAAAAAUAAGGUUAGAACCACGAAGUCAUCGUCUGGGAAAUCGCCAACCGCUGCCAACGACCACAAACGACCAAAGUAGCUUUCUAUCUUCCAAGGCGAACGUAAACGGCGACUUCUUGCCGGAUCCACAGCCGCUACACACAGCAACGUUGGAUAGAGUCACUUACCGAGGGAACUUUAGGAAAUCUGGACAUCAGACAGGUGGCAAGUACAGUCAAACGAACGGCGUCGAGAGUCGCAGAUAUCACACGCUCGGCAAGACAUCGAUGACCCAAAGAAGUCGUCCAGAGAUACCGGAGUACAUGAAUGGCAGCGCGAUAAGCAGCAGCCACUCGCACCUGGCGGAUUCUGAGAGCAAGAGAUCGAAUUAUUACGCAACUACGGACUCGUUUUUCUAUCGCACAAACGGCAACACCAGCGGUAGAAUUCGCGACGAGCUGCCAAAGAGGCCAAAGAGCACGGAUCGGCUGCUCGACGACGUGGAGCGCGAGUGCUGCGAUUUCCGGCGAGAUCGACCGAUUCGAAGAAGAACAGAACGAUCGGUCAAAUCGUCCCGCAAUAAUGUAACCCAGAAUUACAACGAGGAGAAGCAACGACGCGGUCAAACCGAGAAGAAAAACGCAGAGGUUCAGGAACCGAUUUACGAAGUAAUCGCCAUGAAGUCGGAAUCGAAGAAAGAAUCUCGCUCCGAGAGGAAAAAAGACAAGCACAACAGGAGACCACACUCGGCGCCCGUCCUCGACACGGAUCACCCGGUAGAGGAGAGCAAUCAUAAAAGUAAUAAAAAGUGCAGUCAUAAAAAUAGAAAACCACCGCCACCUCCGGCAUAUCAAGAUCCCGCUGUCGCGCCCUUACCAAAGUACCGUCAUUCCUCUUCAACAACCGCAACGAGCGUUCUCGAGGUGGAGAACAACAAUAAAAUUAUUCUGAAGAUGGAACCUCUAAAAUCGCCAAUAGAGGCACCGACGACGAACGGCACGACACCGUCGGACACGUCGAGCUUCGGGGUGCCACCGCCAAACGUGAAAAGACUGCGAUGUGCCAGCGUGCCGGUGGCUCAGAACAAAGUGGUCGUGCCGCGCAGCGCGGUCUCUCUGCCCUGUAUGCCGAUACGCGACAGCAAGGACAACCUAAGCAACAACCUGCCGAUCAUACCGCAUCUCCUCAGUCCGCCGUCCACCAGGCCCAGCAGUCCCACGCCGAGUUCGAGUUCCAGUAACCUGACGUCUGAAUGUUCGGGCUGGGUUAGCAGCGGCGACACUUCUAGCUCGGAGCAGCGUCGCAAUCAGGCCAAGCUCUCGAGCGAGCAACUGCGGCAGAAGCUGUCGAAGAUUGUACCGCGCAAGGAUCGCCCUCUCGUCACGAAGGAGAGCGUGGAGGAGCAUUCGUACGAGGAGUUGCGGCUACCGCCGCCAAAGAUGUUCCAGGAUGACCCGCCGCCUCCCGAGGAAUUCCGCGACCCACCGGCGCCGAUCGACAAUCCGCUCUAUCACGUGUACGAGACCGUGAAGCAGACCAGGAGUCCGAAGCAGAACAAAACGGCGCCUUGCAGUCCGCAACGAAACCAAGAUCGGGACAAGGAAAAUAUCUACGGUGCCAGAGACAUCUGCCUGGACUGUUAUCAGGAGGGCAAGGAAUUGUUGCAGUCCACGCAGGAUGACUUCAUCAACUUCAAGAAAUGCAAGGAGGAAUUUAAAAGGCAGAUGAGCUUCUCUGGCAAGAUUUACAGAGAACGCGAGGAUGCACAGUUGCAUUUACAUAAACGUGCCUAUUCCCUCGGAUACGGUCUCGAUUCCUCGCCAUCGGUUCAACUAUUAAGAUCCCAUGUGCCUCUUAGUGACUACCCGACCCUGGCCUCGACUCUGCCGUACUUCCACAUCAGCGACGAGUAUCGGCUCUUCUCGCCGGAGGGUGCACAUCUUAUCGUAUGCGUCCACGGUCUCGAUGGUAACGCCGCUGAUCUCCGUCUCGUCAAGACGUAUCUGGAGUUGGGUCUGCCUGGGGCGCACUUGGAUUUCCUGAUGUCCGAGAGAAAUCAGGGAGAUACCUUUUCCGACUUCGAAACGAUGACCGACCGAUUAGUGUCGGAAAUUCUCUACCAUAUCGAAACAUCGGGCCUGAAUCCGAAGAAGGUGAGCUUUAUCGGGCAUUCCCUUGGGACCAUAAUCAUUCGCAGCGCUUUAACGCGACCGCAGCUGCGUCCGCUGCUUCCUCGUCUACACACCUUUCUCAGCUUGAGCGGACCACAUUUGGGCACUCUUUACAACACGAGCGGUUUAGUGAACGCAGGUAUGUGGUUCAUGCAAAAGUGGAAGAAGUCCGGAUCAUUGCUGCAACUGGCCAUGAAAGACUCACCGGACGUGAGGCGCUCCUUCAUGUUCCGUUUGAGCCAGAAGAGCAAUUUGCAGAAGUUCAAGCACGUCUUGCUGUGUGGCAGCGCCCAGGAUCGGUACGUGCCCUUGCACUCUGCCCGAAUCGAGCUCUGCAAGGCUGCCGUACGAGAUCCGACGGAUCAAGGUGCCGCUUAUCGCGAGAUGGUGCACAACAUUCUGUAUCCUGUGAUGUCAGCGCCCGGCGUCAGUCUCGUCAGAUACGACGUGCAUCACGCUCUACCGCCAACGGCAAACGCCCUGAUAGGCCGAGCCGCGCAUAUCGCCGUCCUCGACUCCGAGCUUUUCAUCGAGAAAUUUUUGCUGGUCGCGGGACUGAAAUAUUUCAGAUAAGGAAAGAACAGUCUAGCUACACGAAGAAAAUAAUUAACUAUAAUUUAUUUAAAAAAAAAAAAAAAGAAAGUUCCAAAAAAGAAGGGACUCGAACGUGGACUCGGAAAACGUUCUCCGCGACAUCCUCGACCAUCCCGUGAUUAGCGUAUUAUUAUAGACGUCCUGUCCAACAUUGCCUCGCGUUUCUCUUCUCUUCGCUUAGUUACCUUCUUCUAAAGAAACGUGAAUGGAAAAGAGGAAAUUCCGAAGCGAGGCGAAAAUCCAAUCUUUUUUACACGAAAACACGGCGCACGUCACGCCGUCGUCGAUUUUAGUAUCGAGACACUCGUUAUCAUAAUCACGGAAGCGCGAAAAGGUCGCGCGCGUUUGUCAUUGACGGUUGAACUUCGGAUUUCAUCCACGCUUCAUCGAGAGUUCGAAUUUUUCAAAUCGAAUGGACCUCUGUAGCUCGCCGUGAAACGGACCUAUUCUCUAGUGACGAUGGUAAUGGUAAUGGUGGUGGUGGUGGUGGUGGUGGUAGUAGUAGCAGCAGCAGCAGCAGUAGUGAUACCGACCAAGAGGGUGGGAACAGGAAUAGAAAGAAAAAAAACGCAGAGUAGUGCGAAAGUUAAGUAAGUAUAUAUGCUUGAAAAACUGCAACGUGCACGCCAUCGCUGUGAGUGAUGCGACGUGCACGAAUGAUCGCGAAUGCACUUCCGAAUUUCACGUGCUCGGGAAAAGGAGAAAAAAGAAAUGGAAAACGAAACCAGAUCGGCGCGUUUGGCGGCCUAGCGUACAUGAAGCAAUCACGAGGGGACACGACGCCGGGCACAUCAGCUUCGUCAACAUCGUGAGGGAUGGAUCGUUAGAAGAGGAGAGACAGAGAGAGAAGGGGACGAAAUUUAUUUAUCGAUACAACUAUAUUGACAGGUGGAAUUGGAGAACAUACCUUUUUUCAAAAAAGGCACAAAGUGAGACGUCAGCGAGCGGGAGCUCCGCCGCCGGAACAAUUCUCCACGAUGUACAGCCGCGCAUUAAGGGGAAGGAAAAAAAAAAUAAUAUUAAUAACAUAAAUUAAUAAAAGUAUAAGACAAUGCAACGACACAUUGUCUAGUCGUAUAGGAAAGUUACGAAACGUAUGUCAAUUGUUAUCCUCAGAUAAGUGUGAUUGCUGAAUGUGCUGAAUGCGAUGAAUGCGAAGUGCGGAUGGAUGAGAGCCGAGUACGAUGCUGUGAGAGAAUGAUUAGGCAAAAGGAAAUAAUAGGAUAUUGAGUAGAAAGGCUGAGGAUGAAAAAAGAAUAUCGGAGAGGAAAACGUUACAAAUCAGAGGGCUCGAAAGAGAGAGAGAGAGAGAGAGAGAGAGAUGCGGUGAGACGGGUUUCAUUCGGACGAACGGGUCUCCCAGUGCGGUGACAUGAGGACUCGCGUCCUGAAACGCGGCAGAGAAGAGUCACCAGAGUGCGAAACGGACGCGAUGACGCGACGAGAGUGACUAACGUUUCAGGUAUAUGAAAUCCCUCCAAUUGCUAGAUCUCAAUUGCUCAGAACAAUCUAUCAAAGGAAAGCAGAAGAAAAAAAGAUGAAAA